CACGCCCACUUGUUUUUCUUUAUCGAUACAUUUCAUUGGUUCGCAACACUGCCAAACUAAUCAGGCUUUGGGUUUUAGAAGUGUCUCACAUCUUUUAGGCGUUUUAGUCGUCGUAGGCUACAACCUGGCACACUUCCUGUUGACCAAGCAUUGUCUCUAGAGAUGGAGAAAAGUAAGCUGUGCUGAUAACUCACAGGCCUUUUGAAUGGGAUUCUAUGGCGAUUAAUGAAAAGCAGAGUAAGACAUUCUUGACGUUUUCGCGCAAGGAACAGUCAGACCUGGGUGUGCAGAUUGGGUGAGAUCAUGGCUGGAGACAUGCUUCUGAUGUUGGGGCUGGUCAGGAUGAGACCCAGGGUUAUGCAAACACAAGCCCUGGCAGCCUGCAGUGGACUGAGAGCUGUUGCCACAGAAAACAACCACACUGUAUCGCUGAAGGAGCAGGCUGUCAGGUGGAGUCCAAGAGCAGCUGUGGAUUCUACUCCGUAUCACCCAAGUUGUGUAGAAAAUGGUACUUCUGGAAACACACAACCAUUUAGAGAUCGACACAAUGAGAUGUUGAGCCCUGGAGUUCGAAGCAGGGGAAAUGCAAGCGCACUAAUUCUGGGGAGACCCGCACGCCAUCUCCUUAAAGCCUGCAGGGAUGGUGGACUACACCCCUCUGGACAGAUGAGAUGGACUCACCGGGACCAUUCGUCUGCAGGCAGCACAAAGGCUGAGGCAGCGGAGGGAACAGGGACGAGCAAAAAGAAAGACUCAUCACGGCACAAGCAAACACUAAGUGAGACUGCCAGAGAGAGGAAGGUGCCAGUCACCAGAAUUGGGAGGCUAGCCAACUUUGGAGGACUGGCUGUGGGCCUUGGCAUUGGAGCCAUCGCUGAGGUGGCCAAGAAGAGUCUGAGGUCCGAGGACAAAUCUGGAAGCAAAAAGGCCGUUCUGGACUCCAGUCCGUUCCUGUCCGAGGCGAAUGCGGAGAGGAUAGUCCGGACGCUGUGCAAAGUGCGUGGCGCUGCCCUGAAGCUGGGGCAGAUGCUGAGUAUUCAGGACGAUGCCUUCAUCAACCCCCAGCUGGCGAAAAUCUUUGAGCGUGUACGGCAGAGUGCAGACUUCAUGCCCACCAAGCAAAUGAUGAAAACCCUGAACUCUGACCUGGGGCCAAACUGGAGGGACAAGGUGGAGAUGUUUGAGGAGCGGCCAUUUGCGGCGGCCUCCAUUGGGCAGGUGCACUUGGCCAGGAUGAAGGAUGGGAGGGAGGUGGCCAUGAAGAUCCAGUACCCUGGGGUGGCCCAGAGCAUCAACAGUGAUGUGAACAACCUGAUGACAGUCCUGAGCAUGAGCAAUGCCUUACCUGAGGGCCUGUUCCCUGAGCACCUGAUCGAGGUGAUGAGUCGCGAGCUGGCGCUCGAGUGUGACUAUGUGCGAGAAGCCAAAUGUGCAAAGAAAUUCAAGGAGCUUCUGAAGGACCACCCGUUCUUCGAUGUGCCCGAGGUCGUGGAUGAGCUGAGCAGCCUCCGUGUCAUCACCACCGAGCUGGUGAACGGGUUCCCCCUGGACAAGGCCGAGGAGCUGCCCCAGGAACUCCGCAAUGAGAUCUGUGAGCAGAUCCUGCAGCUGUGUCUAAGGGAACUCUUUGAAUUCAGAUACAUGCAGACUGAUCCCAAUUGGUCCAACUUUUUCUUUGACCCACAGACACACAGGAUGUCGCUUCUGGACUUUGGUGCUACGCGAGGCUUUGAUGCCAGCUUCAUUGACAUAUACAUUGAGGUGAUCAAAGCAGCAGCAGAGCAGGACAGGCAGGGCGUCCUCCAGCGAUCCAUCGACAUGAAGUUCCUCACUGGCUACGAGUCAAAGGCGAUGGAGAAUGCCCACGUGGACGCGGUGAUGAUCUUGGGCGAGGCCUUCGCGUCGACCGUGCCGUUCGACUUCGGCGCGCAGAGCACCACCGAGCGCAUCCACAGCCUCAUCCCCGUCAUGCUCAAGCAGCGCCUGACCCCGCCCCCGGAGGAGACCUACUCGCUGCACCGCAAGAUGGGCGGCUCCUUCCUCAUCUGCUCGCGCCUCAAGGCCAAGAUCUCCUGCGGGAACAUGUUCCAGGAGGCCUACAGCAAGUACUGGGGCGACCGCAAGAGAGAAGUCGGCCAGUGAGAUCAGGUGAAGGCAGAGCCAGUGCUGCUGGUAAGACAAUAUAAUCUAAUGGUACUGAGGUGCAAAUGUGCACUUUAUUUGUUUUUGUUUUUUUUGGCAGGUUUGUUGAUUUUCUGUCUUGGUGCGACUGAUGUGCAUGUGUGACAACAAAGAUCCAUUUAUUAAAGAUUGAUUUAUUGGCAUGGUGUAGACAAAUGCACAACAGUCAGAUAUCAUGUUAUGCCAGAUUUUCUUUUUUUUUAGUUAUAACCAUUUGUUGUGCAGUUUUGAAUGUCUAAAAUGAAACACGUCAAAUCAUGUAAAUUUAAAAAAGAUAUAUUUUUGUAGCAAAAUGCACAAGUCAUUUCAUGUCUUCAGUCAAGUGACGCUAGGAGAGAUGAGAGACAUCAGAUAUCAGAGUGAUGGAGCAGUUUCCACGGUUUCUGUUGCUUGUGUGAUAAGAUGAGUCCUCAAACUGUUUUAGCCAGACAUUUGUGCUAGAGAACUUUAGCCAUACAAGAGAGGGAAGGCUGUGAUCAAGGUUUUGUAUUGUCAAUCUGUAAAAAUAAAUCAUUAAAUUAAUAAGAAAAAAUGUUCAUGAAGUGAAUGGUCAUGAAAAUAAACAUAAAUUGAUUCAAACGUC
Sardina pilchardus (European sardine) is the source of this 2764-nucleotide messenger RNA. RefSeq names its product coenzyme Q8A, genome duplicate b (gene coq8ab). Gene Ontology annotation, biological process: ubiquinone biosynthetic process. Bases 304 to 2142 code for a protein of 612 amino acids. The transcript has 15 exons. Lineage: Eukaryota; Metazoa; Chordata; Actinopteri; Clupeiformes; Clupeidae. The record is from RefSeq and is a predicted model, not a curated record.